Nymphaea colorata (pocket water lily) is the source of this 2076-nucleotide messenger RNA. Its product is annotated as protein PTST homolog 2, chloroplastic. The record is from RefSeq and is a predicted model, not a curated record. The transcript is spliced from 8 exons. The coding region runs from base 427 to 1995 and encodes 522 amino acids. NCBI's taxonomy places the organism in Eukaryota, Viridiplantae, Streptophyta, Magnoliopsida, Nymphaeales, Nymphaeaceae.
CCAUCUUUCUCGUGCACACUUCCAGUUAUCCGUUUCCUCCUCUUAUUUCCUCUUUUUACCCAACUACUUCUUCGUUCUUCCAUCUUUCGAAUCUCUGUUGGUGGGCUUAGAAUUCCUCCCCUCGCCGUUGUCUCUUUACCUCUCUGUCUCUGUCUCUGUCUCUCUCUCUUUCUGUCUCUCUCUUUCUUUCUUUUUUCUCUUUCUCUUCUCUCAGCUGAAGAAGCAAAUGGUUGGGAGUCAUCGUCCUCGUUGCCACCUUUGACUAGAAACCAAUGUCUUUCCAGAACUUUUCGUACCAAGAGUUCUUUGCUUCUUUGAGAAAAAUUCCCUUUCAUAACGGAACAAGGAGAAGAAGGCAGAGGAGCCUCAGAAAUUGAUGCUCAUGUCUCGUCUGCUUGCUUUUUCCGGAGGGUCAUCUGCGGAUUCAUGGCGUUGCACCACCACCACCAUGCUUUAUUCCUGUCCUCCUCCUCUUCCGAAUGUCGUUUGUUCUCCACGUCCUCCGUUUCUUGCAGAAACCAGCCCACCCACGUCGCUUUUCGGCCAAAACUCGCCCGAACCGUCAUAGGGUCGACGUUCCGCAAUGGGUCUGUCUCCUUGAGGAGGUCGAACUUUGAUGGCGGUUUCGAUCUAGAGGACGAGAUUUUUGAGUUCAUGAAAAGGUCUGAGAGACCAAAUAUGUUCCCUACCAAGGAGGAGUUAAUAGCGGCCGGGCGAACAGAUUUGGUGAAUGCUAUCGUUAAGGAAGGUGGGUGGCUAUCGGCCGGCUGGGACGGAAGGGAGGAAGGUGAAGAAAGACGGGAAGCUUGGCAGAUUGAGGAAACGAAUAACGACCGUUUUCAGUAUCCGGAUACGUGUUUACGCUCUGAUUUGGGGGAUUUUUCUCCUUACGACCCAUAUUCUUCAUCUGCGUUGUCGACCUCAACUUCUUCUUCUUCUUCUUUUUCGUUACAUGAAUCGACGGAAAUGAAGCAUGGUGGAGGAGUUGAGGGUAUCUUGAGCCGGCUAGAGAAAGAGAGAGCGGCCUUUUUAACAAUCGAACCUAGCGAGAAAAAAGGGAACGAAUCAAGAAGGAAAGAAACGAGAGAAGAGGCGACAUCCUCUUGGAGAGAACUGACAAAGAUGUAUGGUGACAGAAUGUGGAGGUCCCCUGCAGCAAUGAGCAAUGGUGAGAGAAACACACGACCUUUAUCAUCCAACACCAAUGAAGUCCAUUUGGAUGGGUCUGAACAGCACUCCGUCCAAGAUUUAAACAAUAAUGAUGAUGGUGCUAAUCCUCAUCACAUUUGGAGGGUAAAGAGUCUGAGAGAACGUAACCACAUAGAUACCAAUUCAGGAGUUAACGGAAAUGGUAGAAGGCCUCUUAGUUCUUCAAAGUCCAGCAAUGACGAUAUAGAUCUCGACAACCAAAAUUGUAUGGAUGACGAUGAGAGUUACCAAGAAAGCAUAAGGUCCCGCAUUAAAAAAUUAGAGUCAGAGUUAUCAUCAAUGAUCCACUUAGUCAGAUCAGGGACAAGUGCUCAUAAUUGGAGUGAGGAGUAUGGGAACUCCUUGGAGAAAUUGCAUGAGCUCUCUAAUGCUUGGGAGUUUCAUGAAACUGAAAUUAUGAAAUCUCGUGCUAAAUUGAGAUCAAUUCGUGCUAAGUUAGCAAUACUGGAAGGCAAGAUGGGCUUCGAGAUUAUGGAAGCACAAAAAGUUGCAGAAGAAAAACAAAAACGAAUUGAGAAGGCUCAAAGGGUUUUAACUCUUCUACGGACUGCUUGCAUAGUCUGGUCAAAUUCCGCAAAUGAUGUUUUGCUAGCAGGAUCUUUUGAUGGCUGGACAAGCCAGAGGCGAAUGGAAAGAACAAGCUCAGGUAUAUUCGUGUUAAAUUUGAAGCUAUAUCCUGGACGGUAUGAGAUCAAGUUCAUCGUUGAUGGUGUCUGGAGAACAGAUCCACUUCGUCCCGUUGUGAAUAAUAAUGGAUAUGAAAAUAAUCUUUUAAUCAUUUCUUGAAUGAGAAGCAGUGAUCUAAUGUCCAUAUUCCUAAGAAAAAUGUCUAGUUCUAAUGCUAGAAUGUCGAUUUUGGCCUCUCUA